Molecule: messenger RNA, 1881 nt
Organism: Haemonchus placei
Lineage: Eukaryota; Metazoa; Nematoda; Chromadorea; Rhabditida; Trichostrongylidae
Source: the annotation of a GenBank genome assembly
AUGGUUUUUAGUGAUGCAUCACAAGUUGAAAAUUGCACUUACUGUUAUUCCCUACAAUGUAGUUUACGAAUAGAAUCCAUAGCAAAUGUCAACCGUAAAGGUGCAGUGGCAUCGAAGAAUGCGACGCUCACUAUUGGGCGGAAUUUGGCACGGGAGAUCGUGCUUCAAGUGGAACUGGGUGGAGUUUCCGGUGGACGACCUGCAGUUGCUUCAUAUAGCUUGAUCGAUUGUAUUAUACAUAGAAGAAGUAUUGCUCAAGGGAAAGGUGCUAUAGAAGUACCAAACAGGAAGCUUGUUAUACAGCUGUCAAACUGCGCUCCACGGAAGCUUAAUGUGUUUCUUAAGUCCUUACAAGCAAAACUUGACAUCAUGCAUUCUGAGCGGUCGCAAUCCGCCACAACUCAAAAUCGCACUCCUCUGGCUAUUUCUAGAAAAAGCCAUUUGCAAGAACUACCAAGCCUGCACACAGUCCUCAGCCCAUUGAGUAUUGAAGAGAUUCGUCGAGUAAGAAGGUACGUUUCAUGUUGUUUUAAGCCAGCUUCGACAAAAAAGACUGAGACAAUCAAGUUAUCUGAAGAGCAACGAAACGUGAUACGUUGCGUNCUGCAGACUUCGGAAAAUGUGUUCUUUACCGGUAGUGCAGGGACUGGAAAAUCAGUAGUGCUGAGGCGGAUCAUUGAAAUGCUACCAGCGGCAACUACAUUUGUUACUGCUGCAACUGGUGUGGCUGCUUGCCAGUUAGGGGGUAUCACUCUGCACAGCUUUGCUGGAAUAGGAGUUGGACGUGGGUCUCCUGAAGAGUGCCUUAACACAGCACUAUCAAAAGACAACGUGGUGAAGCAGUGGAAAACGUGCACACACCUGGUUAUUGAUGAAAUUUCUAUGGUUGAUGCGGAAUUUUUCACCAAAAUCGAAUAUGUGAGUUUUACGGACAUCUUCGAUAUUUCAUUCUCUUGCUCUUACUGCUGUAAAAUAUGGUUUUCGGUCGCUCGGCAAAUCCGCGAAGAUAACCGUCCUUUUGGUGGUGUGAAAUUGAUCGUAACUGGUGAUUUCCUUCAACUGCCUCCAGUGUGUGGCAAAAACGAUACCGUGAAGUUCUGCUUCGAGUCUGAAGCAUGGAAUCGUUCCAUUCAAAGGACUAUUAUGCUGAAACAAGUUCACCGUCAAGACGACGCACAUUUCGUAAAAGUUUUGCAAGAAAUCCGUGUUGGAAAAUGUAGUGAUGACGUCUGCACAGCGCUGUCUGGGACUAAAAGCAACGAUUUCUCGGUCGAUGGAUUAGUCCCUACAAGACUCUGUACGCAUACUUCAGAUGCGCUAGCCGUGAACACUCGAUGUCUUGAGGAACUAGAAGGGGCGUGUAAGGUCUUCGAGGCAGAGGAUAGCCAGUUUAUCCCAGAAUCCCUCCGAGGCACCGUUGCGAAAAGACUGGUUCUGAAAGUUAACACUCAGGUAAUGUUGAUGAAAAACUUGGACCUCUCACGAGGGCUUUCAAACGGUUCUCGAGGAGUAGUGACGAAGUUUUCAAAAAGAGGAUUUCCACUCGUCAGGUUCUAUUCAGCACACGAAGAAAUCGAGGUGACUCCAAUUCGCUUUGCUGUUCGUGUACCUGGUAAUGAUGAACCGGCAUGUCGACGUCAGCUGCCACUACAGUUAGCAUGGGCCAUUUCAAUCCACAAAUCGCAGGGACUCACUCUUGAUGCAGUAGAAGUGAGCCUUGAAAGAGUCUUUGCUGAGGGACAGUCAUACGUGGCACUGUCUAGAGCACGUAGUCUCUCUUCACUCCGAGUGAUCGCUUUUGAUGCAUCUGUUAUUAGAGCGAACAAAAACGUUAUCAAGUUAGUUAUUAUUUCCGCAACUUUUCUUCCUCGUUUCGAAUGA